This is a messenger RNA of Poeciliopsis prolifica (blackstripe livebearer), 2533 nucleotides long. RefSeq names its product spindlin-Z-like. The record is from RefSeq and is a predicted model, not a curated record. NCBI's taxonomy places the organism in Eukaryota, Metazoa, Chordata, Actinopteri, Cyprinodontiformes, Poeciliidae. Gene Ontology annotation, biological process: gamete generation.
AUGCAGGUGUUUCUGCAAACAUGAUGAAGAAGAAGAAUCCACACAAAAAGCAUAAGAGCAGCCUGGGCCCGCCCACCAAGGUUCUGUCCCAGCCGCGGCGCAACAGUGGCUGCAGGAUCCAGCACAUCUGGAAGGACGGGGCGGGACACGUGGUGUGGAAGGGGACGGUUCUGGAUCAGGUGCCGGUGAACCCGUCGCUCUACCUGAUAAAGUACGACGGGUUCGACUGCGUUUACGGCCUGGAGCUGCACAAGGACGAGCGGGUUCAGGGCCUGGAGGUUCUGCCCGACCGACUCGCGAAGUCGCGCCUGACGGACGUCAGCCUCGCCGACGCCAUGAUCGGGAAGGCGGUGGAGCACAUGUUCGAGACGGAGGAGGGCCCGAAGGAGGAGUGGAGGGGGAUGGUUCUGGCCCCCCCCAUCAUGACCACCUGGUUCUACAUCACCUACGAGAAGGACCCGGUUCUGUACAUGUACCAGCUGCUGGACGACUACAAGGAGGGCGACCUGCGCAUCAUGCCCGACUCCAACGACGGCGUCCCGGCGGAGCGGGAGCCCGGCGAGGUGGUGGACAGCCUGGUGGGCAAACAGGUGGAGUACGCCAAAGAGGACGGCGGCAAACGAACAGGCAUGGUCAUCCACCAGGUGGAGGCCAAGCCGUCCGUCUACUUCAUCAAGUUCGACGACGACUUCCUCAUUUACGUCUACGACCUGGUCAAGACUUCGUAAAGACUCUGCGGACGGCGCCGCCCCGACGCGACGGAGCGUUCAGAACCAAGCAGCUGGAGCCGACGCGUCUGAAGCAUUAAACACGUUAAUCCAUCCAAGAUCCAAGACAAAAACACGGAGGUUAUUCCCAGGGGAUGAAGGCGGAGUCAAAACCUUUGGAGAAAAUGAUCAUUUCAUUUCCGUUCACUUUGGUUGUUUUGAGGCCGUUAAACCUUCCAGGAUGAAGAAACGUUUACUUUUUUAAAUUGGGAAAGAACCUUGAAGGCGUUUUGUUGAGACAAAGCAGAUCCAUGUUCUCCUCCAUAGUCGCCGACUCUUGGAAAAAAAGAAGUAAAACCUGAACUUUGUUGAUUUCCAGGGAAAAAAGUUCUCUGAUCAAAAAAGACAAGAAGAAGAAGAAAACUGGAGUUCUGGGAAUGAAGGAGUUACGCUGUUUGGACUCUUUAACUCUGUUCAUCAUCCUUUUUAAUCAAGAAGCAUAUAUGGAGGCCCAUUUCUGCCAAAAAUAAAACCAACAUAAUUAGAAAAUGUUAAAAUCGUACCAUGGAUCAGUAUUAUCACCUAGAGAAAUUAGUUUAAAAUAUCUAAGAAAAUAUUUUACCUGUUUUUAACAGUUUAAAACUUAGAAAUUAAUCAAUUAGCAAAUUAAUAAACCCUCACCCCAAUGUUGUUUUUUGAGAAUAGAAAACUUGAUGUUGGGCCUAUAUCUCAAAUUUUAGCUCAUUGCAUUUUUUUGAGAUUCCUUUUUCACCGCAUCAGAAAUGUGAUUCAGUGCAAAAAUUUUUCUAAAAAAAACCAAAAAGCCGCCGAGUCUCAGAUUAAUAACGGACAGGAAGCAUCAAAAACAUCCAUCAAACCUCUGAGAUAAAGAAAAUAACAUCUGUAAACAUCAGCCUCCACAUUUCCUGACGCCCUGGUCGCUGCGCCGCGCCGGAUCAGUCCGAGCUGUUUUCUCUGAGAGGCAAUUUUUAUUCCAAACAUUAUAAUUAAAUGGUAGAGAAACUGGCCCACAGCAUCACAGAUCCUCCACCGUACUUGACAGUUUUUCUCAUUUCAUCAUUUGUUUCAUAGCAGAAACAUCCUGGACUGUUUGCUGCUGAGGAGCAGAAGCUGCUUUUUCACUACAAAUAUUCUGCUAAAGGUAAAAAACGCAAUUAAAAUAAAAUCACAUGAGAAUAAGUUCAACACAGUCAUCCUAAAACUACUUCCUGUUGUCACCUUCUUGGUUUCCACCAGUAGCAACAUCCUGUUGUUGAUCGCGUGAGUCGUGGAGCAAAAACUUCUUUCUGUUGCAUUUUGCAAAAUAAACCAUUUUUCAUUCAAAAAUCCCCCUGCCAGCACAAAAACCUUUUACUGAAAAACAAGAAAUUUGUUUCUUCGAAAUAAAUUAAUUUUUGAAAUAGUAAAUUUCACAAUUACAUGUUUAAUGGAAUGCAGCUACUGUCCUGCACAUCUGGAGAACCAAAACUUUGUUUUAAAUCAAGACUCUUUAUGUGACCGGAUCAAAUGUUGAGUUUUUCAACAGUUGUUACUGAAAUGCCUUCAUUUCUUCACCAGGGCCAGAAACUGGACAGAGCUCAGCGUUUGUGUCAAACAGUAGCUGGACAUGUUGCUACAAAACUGGGGGAAGUUUUAAACGUCCAGCUGUUGUACAGAUAAAACCAAUCAACCGUUUUUCAUCCCAUAAUAAUACAGGCUCAAUGUCACAAGUAUUCAACAUCCAGAGAAAAAAGUCAACAGCUUUUAGUCUGAAGACAAAACUGUGAAGAAAAAUGUGGCUUUUUGUAUGUUUUUGUUUUUGAUCG